AUGCCGCCUUCACUCCUCCUUUCCAACGAUACUGAGGUCUCCGAGCAAGCAUCCAGCCACGUUCGUCGUACGCGCAGACGUCUUGCUCUCAACAUCAUGAAGGCAACUUUCCUCAAGGCUCUGGCCCUUACGGCCGUCGGCUCGACUGCGGCCAAGGAGCUCCAGCCCAAUGCGCUGAUCAGCGAGAUCUACGACAGCGGCGCCAUCCACAAGGACCUGAUGGCCCGCAAGCACGCUUCAUGGGACCGACAAAUCGCCAGCGGCGAGAUGAACUCAACCAUCUACCAGAGCCGUCUCGCCGCCGAUGGCCCCGUCCCCUGUGUCAACGGCGUUGCCGCCGUUGUGCCAGGUGACCGCCUGAACACUUUCAAGUGCAACAAGGUCGACUUCUACGACUUCAAGAGCCAUGCCGCCCUCGGCAGUAAGACGGGCCAGGGCUCCUCUUCGUGGGGCUGGACGGCGCCCAACGGCCGUGAGUUCGUCGUCGUUGCCCAGGCCGACGGCGCCAGCUUCUCCGAGAUCACGUCGGCGGGUAAGCUCGUCUAUCUCGGCCGCCUGCCGCCGUACUCGACCAACUCGAUCUGGCGCGAGUUGCGCGGUUACAAGAACUUCAUCGUCAUUGGCAGCGAGGCAUCGCGCCACGGUGUGCAAAUCUUCGACCUCAGCAAGCUGCUGACCGUCAACCCGGCGAGCCCCGUCACUUUUUCCAACUCGCGCGAUCUGACAGGAUAUUGGAACGGCCUGCCCGCGGGCUCGACGCACAACAUUGUGAUCAACGAGGAGAAGCAGUAUGCUGUCGCUGUCGGCGCGCAGCCUCGCACCAGCACAUGUCGCUCGGGUCUCAUUUUCCUCGACCUCAAGAACCCUGCCAAGCCCACCACUCUUGGUUGCGCCGCCGGAGACGGCUAUGUUCACGAUGCCCAAUGCCUCGUGUACAGGGGUCCUGAUACGAAGUACCAGGGCCGCGAUAUUUGCUACGGCUACAAUGAGGACACCUUGACCAUCUACGACGUCACCGACAAGACGACCACCAAGAUUAUCUCGCGCACCAGUUACGAGGGCGCCAGCUACACCCAUCAAGGUUGGGUCACGAACACGCAGUGGCAGGAGUACCUCGUACUUGACGACGAGUACGACGAGUACGACAAGACGGGCGCAGCCGCCAGUGGCUACCCAAUCACCUACUUCUGGGACAUUCGGUCGCUUGAGAAGCCCAAGCAGACGGGCUACUUCAAGAGCCCGGCCUACGGCAUUGACCACAACCAGUUCGUCAUUGACGGCUUUGCGUACCAGAGCAAUUACGGCGCUGGUCUGCGUAUUCUUGACGUGUCGUCCCUGCCGCAGGACCCCACGGGCAAGCUCGUCAAGGAGGUCGGCUUCUUCGACGUCUACCCAGAAGAUGACCGUAACGCCAACGGCGGGUCUAUCGAUUUUGUCGGUACCUGGAGCCACUACCCCUUCUUCAAGAGUGGCUUCAUCCUCGUGAACACGAUCGAGCGGGGUGCGUUUGUUGUCAAGAGGCAGAAGUAA
Messenger RNA from Verticillium nonalfalfae, 1530 nucleotides. RefSeq lists its product as uncharacterized. The transcript is spliced from 5 exons. The record is from RefSeq and is a predicted model, not a curated record. NCBI's taxonomy places the organism in Eukaryota, Fungi, Ascomycota, Sordariomycetes, Glomerellales, Plectosphaerellaceae. The coding region runs from base 1 to 1530 and encodes 509 amino acids. Gene Ontology annotation, cellular component: extracellular region.